This is a messenger RNA of Rubroshorea leprosula, 2359 nucleotides long. Lineage: Eukaryota; Viridiplantae; Streptophyta; Magnoliopsida; Malvales; Dipterocarpaceae. The record is from the annotation of a GenBank genome assembly.
ACACCCGUAGCCAAAAAUACAGUGUGCACGAGCUCGCAGAAGAUAAAAUGGGCGCCUUACUGCAACCUUUCCCGGUCACAGCAACUCUCGUCUCGCCCAUGGGUAGCUCUCUUCAAAUCUGCAUCCACUCCGGCCUCGUCGUUGGUAAUGAAUCCGGCGGAAGAUAUUCAGCUCUCCCGUUAAGAAAGCCACUCUCCACCAAUUGGCCCGGCGAUUGCAAGGCAAGUGAACUCCGAUAUCACUUGGGGAGCAAGAAUUAUGACCGGAGACGGAGAGAUUUUGGAAGCAACACGAAGAAGGGGACACCCCACCUCAUGAAUCGACAGCAUACCAUACCAAUCUUGAAGCCUUCCCCGUUCUCUUUGAUUUGAUUCAUUCAUCGACAGAAGUUGUCUUCCACUUCAAAGAAUCGUCGAUUCAGCGUUCGGGUGUCGAUGGGUUCGUUUUCAGUCGAUGAUCUAUCCCGUCCUCAUGAUUCUCUGUUCCUUGGAUUCGACAGCUCUACUCAGUCCUUGAAGGCCACUGUGUUGGACUCCAAUCUCAAUAUUGUUACUUCACAGCUAGUUCAUUUUGACUCUGAGUUGCCUCAUUACAAGACCCAAGAUGGGGUUUACAGAGAUCCCGCCGUUAAUGGCAGAAUUGUUUCUCCCACUAUAAUGUGGGUUGAGGCUUUGGAUCUUGUUUUUCAAAAGCUCACCAAGUCCAAUCUUGAUUUUGGGAAAAUUGCUGCUGUUUCUGGUAGUGGACAGCAGCAUGGCAGUGUCUAUUGGAAGAAGGGCAGUUCUGCAAUAUUGUCAUCGUUGGAUUCCAAGAGAUUAUUGGCUGAUCAGCUUAGCGAUGCUUUUUCAAUCAAGGAAUCACCAAUAUGGAUGGACAGCAGCACCACUGCGCAGUGUAGAGAGAUAGAGAAAGCUGUUGGAGGCGCGUUGGAGUUAUCUAAACUUACAGGCUCGCGCGGUUAUGAGAGAUUCACAGGCCCGCAAAUUAAGAGGCUCUUUGAGACACAGCCGGAUCUUUAUAACAAUACUGAUAGGAUCUCUCUUGUUAGCUCAUUCAUGGCAUCUCUUCUGAUUGGGGCUUAUGCUUCAAUUGAUGAAACUGAUGGUGCGGGGAUGAACUUGAUGGAUAUAAAGCAAAGAGCCUGGUCUAAGAUUGUUUUAGAGGCUACAGCUCCUGGUUUGGAGGAAAAGCUUGGUAAACUUGCUCCAGCACAUGCUGUUGCUGGACAAAUCUGUUCCUAUUUUGUAGAGAGGUAUAAAUUCAAUAAAGAUUGUUUGGUUAUUCAGUGGUCAGGAGACAACCCAAACAGUUUAGCAGGUUUAACCCUAAGCACACCUGGAGAUUUGGCAAUCAGUCUAGGCACCAGUGACACUGUGUUUGGAAUCACUAAAGAUCCUCAACCUAGAUUGGAAGGUCAUGUUUUCCCUAAUCCUGUGGAUAUAGAAAGCUACAUGGUAAUGUUGGUCUACAAGAAUGGGUCACUGAUGCGUGAAGAUGUCCGUAACCGCUGUGCCGAGAAGUCCUGGGAUCUUUUCAAUAAAUUUCUUCAGCAAUCACCUCCACUGAAUGGUGGGAAGUUAGGCUUCUAUUACAAGGAGCAUGAAAUCCUUCCUCCCCUUCCUGUUGGCUUUCAUAGGUACAUUAUUGAGAAUUUCACUGGUGAAACUCUUGAAGGCUUGAAUGAACACGAAGUCCAAGAAUUUGAUCCUCCCUCUGAGGUCCGGGCUUUGAUUGAGGGCCAAAUUCUCUCAAUGCGUGCUCAUUCAGAGAGAUUCGGGAUGCCUUCUCCAAAACGAAUCAUAGCCACCGGUGGAGCAUCAGCAAAUCAAACCAUUCUAAACUCAGUUGCCUCCAUUUUUGGCUGCGACGUAUUUACUGUUCAACAGACAGAUUCUGCUUCUCUAGGAGCUGCAUUGAGAGCUGCACAUGGUUGGCUGUGCAACAAGAAGGGCAGUUUUGUGCCUAUCUCAUGCCUGUAUGGAGACAAGAUGGAUAAGACAUCUCUCACCUGUAAGCUUGCGGUGACUGCCGGAGACCAACAACUCGUUUCCAAGUAUUCCUUGUUAAUGAAGAAGAGAAUGGAAAUAGAGAAUCGACUUGUGCAGAAGUUGGGUCGCUGUUAGAAAUAAAAUGUGGUUCAGCUGAAAUUUGAGAUGGAAGAAAUGAAAUCCCCGUUGAGGCAUCUGAAAUAAACUGCAAAUAAAUAAUUUUUUUUAGCUGAAUAAGACAACAAUCUUGCAUAUGCGUUUUCGUAUGAAAUCAUUUUGUCAGUGUCAAGAUAAUGUAGUAGAAUGGACAGAUGGAUUUGGCAGUAACGUUUGUUUCUCUCUGUGUGGUCAUCCUCCCAUGAUGUAUUUGC